Orussus abietinus is the source of this 2238-nucleotide messenger RNA. It is a transcript of the gene STUB1, whose product is annotated as E3 ubiquitin-protein ligase CHIP. Gene Ontology annotation, biological process: cellular response to misfolded protein; protein quality control for misfolded or incompletely synthesized proteins; positive regulation of proteolysis. The record is from RefSeq and is a predicted model, not a curated record. Gene Ontology annotation, molecular function: ubiquitin protein ligase activity; protein-folding chaperone binding. The transcript is spliced from 4 exons. Gene Ontology annotation, cellular component: cytoplasm; Z disc. Bases 404 to 1288 code for a protein of 294 amino acids. Lineage: Eukaryota; Metazoa; Arthropoda; Insecta; Hymenoptera; Orussidae.
UCCAGUGAUUAAUCUAGAUAUUACUUUUCGCGUUUGCUUUACCGCUGCACCGUUGCAUUGCCGAAGGUAGUCGUAACCGCGUAAAUGUUAACCUAGAAAUGUGUAAUUAAUCGAUAUUUAAAAGUCACAAGCGAGGACGAGUACCGAAUAUCGCGAGGACCCUGGAACAUACAUAAGUCGUUUCAGGAACGUCCAAGAUACGUCGCGACGUCACGAAUGGAGACCCAUCCAUUUGAGGUUAUGCUGGCGAAGGCUCGAAAAUAUUUUUGACAGAUUCGUUGAGCGAGCGAUCCCUACAUCGCGAUCGCUGGUGCUGGUCUGUGCUCGGCGUUUCGAAGAGGUUAGGGAUCUCCGGUGGUGCAUUCCGGUGAACCCGGACAACGCGCCACGCGCCCUCGCCAUUAUGAGCAAAAUGUACUCGACUGCAAAUCUGACGGACAAAGAGCUGAAGGAGCAAGGGAAUCGUUUUUUUAAUCUUCACAAAUACGAGGAUGCAGCCAGUUGUUAUACAAAGGCUAUUAUAAAAAACCCAACGACGGCAACUUAUUUUACGAAUCGAGCCCUCUGUCAUUUGAAACUCAAGCGAUGGGAGUCUACCUGUCAGGACUGUCGACGAGCCCUCGACAUGGAGCCUUGUCUGGUGAAGGGUCAUUUCUUUCUUGGACUUUCACUUCUCGAACUUGAGCUUUUCGACGAAGCUGUCAAGCACUUACAACGUGCGGUCGAUCUGGCAAAGGAGCAGAAACUGAAUUAUGGGGAUGACAUGACGAGCGUUUUGAGACAGGCGCGUAAACGUAGAUUCCAACUAAGGGAGGAACAAAGAAUCGCCCAAGAUAUCGAGCUUCAGACUUACUUGAAUCAAUUGAUUGCCGAGGAUGCGGAGAAAAACCUCGCGAGUUUGUCAGAACCAGAAGGAGAACCCAUUGGGAAGGAGGGAUCGGCGGAUGCCGAUCUGAUUCGUCGUAAAGAGGAAAUCGAGGAAAAGAAAGAAACCUGCAUAGCUCAACUUAAUGAUCUGUUUGCUAAAGUGGAUGAUAGGAGACGAAAAAGAGACGUACCCGACUACCUCUGUGGCAAGAUCAGCUUCGAGAUAUUACAAGAGCCAGUAAUCACUCCGAGUGGGAUCACGUACGAACGUAAAGAUAUCGAAGAGCAUCUCCAGAGGGUGGGUCACUUCGAUCCCGUGACGAGAGUUCGCCUGACGCAAGAUCAACUGAUACCAAAUCUGGCUAUGAAAGAAGUAGUAGACUCCUUUUUGCAGGAAAAUGAGUGGGCACUGGACUAUUGAGCUCUUGAGCAGUACUGUAUAUUACACCUCAGGGUGUGCCAAGGAACAGAUGUUUUCUCCCUACCUCUGAUCUCGAAAACAAAAAUUAUCCUUUACGUUAAACCACCUCUCGGUAGCUCAGUUUUGUGACAAUUGAUUCAGUUAGAUACAUUUCGUUUCGUUAUAAGAUUAGAGCAGUAUCCGGAAAUUCAUCAAAGGCCACGCCUCGAUAGUUUACAUUGCCCAGAUCACCACGAGAGUUUUAAAGACCGUUAGAUUAGGUCAGCCUAAAACUCGUGAUUCUUCGUCCUUUUGCAAAACCGCACGCGGAUUUUUACGAUCCGCGGUAGAGAAAGAUAAAGGAGUGAUACAAAAAAAAAAAAUAGGAAACAGCUGUAAUUAUUAAUCAAGAAAGAAGAGGAGACGAGUCAUGCAACUCGGAGAUCCUUUAUAGGAUAUGGACUGUGCACAAGUGAUUGCAUGCGAGAGAUCCAAUGUUUUCCGGACAUGUAUGUACGUGUCGCUUUUUCACAAAUUAUAAAAUAAAAUUAGUUAUUUUAAGAUGAAGGAAGUAGGAAACAUAGGACUCGCGUGUCCGAGAUCACGCCAGACAAGUCUUUUAACGCGUUAAAGUAAAGGUUAACCGUUCAGAUAUGUAAUCUCAGGGGACACCGGUUAGUGACGAAUACAGAGAAAUAUGACCGACAUGUGCUCGGGUGUAGAGAUUGUAGAUUCGAAUGUCCUAUCUGAAACCGAAUUGUAUAUUCGGUUACUUUACCUUUUAUCUACCCCAUUGUCUUUUUCUCGCUUGUAUGGUACGCAUUAUUCUUUACCUGUCACUCGCUCGUGCAUUAAUAAUGAUUUGUUCGACAUUUUACCAUUACAAGUUUACCAUUUUGUAUGCCUUAUCAGACGCGAGAAAUAUGAAAAAAUAAUUUCUUUUGUUAAUAAAUAAACCACGGUUAUCUGUA